AUGCAGCAUCGCCUGGCCUUCCUUGAAAAAGAUACCAAUCGUAAAAGGCCCAACCAUCAACGAUAUAUCAAGAUUUGUUCAGAAAUCGCUGCCCAUAGCGAUGAUGAAGAACAUCCCGAUGGAACUUACCGCGUUAUCAAGACGUUACCGUACCGCUCGAAAAACACCUCGAAAUUUUUCAGAAGACUCGACAUAGAAAUGAAAAAGGCCGAUCAGAUCUCUGGGAAAACUGUCAAGAGAGAGCCGCGCAGACUGCCGAGAGAUCCCCUCCCAUCUAUAUUCACCAGAGCUCCCAAAGAAUUACCAAUCGAUUUUUACGAUCCCCAGUGGUUUUCUCAACUCAAUGCUGGUCAAAAGCGGCUCAUUCCGAAUGCUGGGCAAGUGGCUUUCCUCCCUGAUGUGUCACAAUCUCUUCUUCCUACUCCUCACCCCGACGAAAAACUUUCUGAUUCUGCCUUCACCGCCAAAUACCUCAAGAGUCGCUCCGAACCAUACAGAGAGGCUUUGGAUGAUCUGGAGGAUGACGAUGAUGCUGACGAUGACGAACACGACGAGGAACUAUCAAAUGGACCUGGCGUCCCUCUCACCGCUGCCAACAUGGAGACUUCUGAUGAAUCUGAUUGCUACUCCGAUGGAGAUUUUGGGUCUUUAUACGAUUCUACCGAUGAUGAAGCAGCUCCUGCUGCUGAUGAUGAUAUCAUCAAGGACUCGUAG
This is a messenger RNA of Melampsora larici-populina 98AG31, 714 nucleotides long. RefSeq lists its product as uncharacterized. The record is from RefSeq and is a predicted model, not a curated record. The coding region runs from base 1 to 714 and encodes 237 amino acids. Lineage: Eukaryota; Fungi; Basidiomycota; Pucciniomycetes; Pucciniales; Melampsoraceae. The transcript has a single exon.